GGCUCUUAGUUCUUGUAAUGCAAUGUUGGUUUUGGCUUUUUUUCUGAGGACUGUGCAUGUUAUCAGCUCUUUCCUGCAGCCGUAGGGCAGAGCCAUGGGGUUGAUCCCGAUCGGUCAAAUUCUCGCUCUAAAUCAGGAGAUCAGCCUGAAAAUGUGGUCAGCAUGGUGUGCUGGGGAAGAGAAGCGGGUGGGCACACGCACCGUGGUGGUCGGGCACCGGCCGGUGUCGGAAACUGAUGCGUACGUGGCACAGAAGUUCUGCGACAACAGGAUUGUCUCCUCCAAGUACACCCUCUGGAACUUCCUCCCAAAGAACCUUUUUGAGCAGUUUAGAAGAAUUGCCAACUUCUACUUCCUCAUCAUCUUCCUCGUGCAGGUGAUAGUGGACACCCCAACCAGCCCAGUGACCAGUGGCCUCCCACUCUUCUUUGUCAUCACUGUCACAGCAAUCAAGCAGGGGUACGAGGACUGGCUGAGGCACAGGGCUGACAAUGAAGUGAACAAAAGCAACGUCUCCAUUGUUGAAAAUGCAAAGCAAGUGCAGAAAGAGAGUGAAAAAAUCAAGGUUGGAGACAUAGUAGAAGUGAAAGCAGAUGAGACCUUCCCCUGUGACUUGAUAUUUUUGGCCUCGAGCAGCACAGAUGGGACCUGUUACGUCACGACAGCGAGUCUCGAUGGCGAGUCCAAUUUCAAGACUCACUACGCGGUGCGGGACACCACGGUGCUCUGCACAGAUGAAGCCAUUGACACCCUCACUGCCACCAUCGAGUGUGAGCAGCCACAGCCCGACCUCUACAAAUUCGUUGGAAGAAUUAUCAUCUACAGAAGUAACCAAGAGCCUGUAGCCAGAUCUUUGGGUCCUGAAAACCUGUUGCUGAAAGGUGCUACCCUCAAAAAUACCAAGAAGAUUUAUGGAGUUGCAGUCUACACUGGAAUGGAAACAAAAAUGGCUUUGAACUACCAAGGGAAAUCUCAGAAACGGUCUGCUGUAGAAAAAUCCAUCAACGCUUUCUUGAUAGUGUAUUUGUGCAUCCUGUUGAGCAAGGCUACUGUGUGCACAACUCUGAAAUAUGUCUGGCAGAGUAAUCCAUUUAAUGAUGAGCCUUGGUACAAUGAAAAGACUAAAAAAGAGAAAGACACAUUCAAGGUCUUGCGGAUGUUCACGGACUUCUUGUCAUUUAUGGUCCUCUUCAAUUUUAUUAUCCCAGUCUCCAUGUAUGUUACAGUAGAGAUGCAGAAGUUCUUGGGCUCCUUCUUCAUCUCUUGGGACAAGGAGAUGUAUGAUGAAGAAAUAAAAGAGGGAGCAUUGGUGAACACCUCGGAUCUGAACGAAGAGCUCGGGCAGGUGGAGUACGUCUUCACGGACAAAACCGGGACCCUGACAGAGAACAGCAUGGAGUUCAUCGAGUGCUGCAUAGAUGGGCACAAGUACACAGACUGCCUGUCAGAGGUGGAUGGCUUCUCUCAGACUGAUGGACCCCUCAAGUAUUAUGGCAAGGCAGAGAAGAGCCGUGAGGAGCUGUUCCUGCGAGCCCUCUGCCUCUGCCACACCGUCCAGAUCAAGGAAGCUGACCAGGUGGAUGGGCUGAUAGGACAUCCACAACGCAAAUACACCUACAUCUCCUCUUCCCCAGAUGAAAUUGCUUUGGUGAAAGGCGCAGAAAAGUAUGGUUUCACUUUUCUAGGACUUGAAAAUGAUUUCAUGAAAAUACGAAACCAAAAGAACGAAACUGAAAUGUACCAACUUCUCCAUGUGUUGAACUUUGAUCCCGUCCGCCGCCGUAUGAGCGUCAUUGUGAGAACCACCACGGGAAAGUUGCUUCUCUUCUGUAAAGGAGCAGAUUCCUCUAUUUUUCCAAGGGUCCAGCAAGAAGAAAUCCAACAAACGAAAGUCCACGUGGACCGCAAUGCUAUGGAUGGCUACCGAACACUCUGCGUGGCGUUCAAAGAACUGACUCAAAAGGAGUACGACAAAAUUGACAGACAACUGAGUGAAGCCAAGAUGGCUCUGCAGGACAGGGAGGAAAGGAUGGCGAAGGUUUUUGAAGACACAGAAGCAGACAUGCACUUGAUUGGUGCUACUGCUGUAGAAGACAGGUUGCAGGAGCAGUCGGCAGAGACGAUCGAGGCUCUUCACGCAGCUGGCAUGAAGGUUUGGGUGCUGACAGGAGACAAGAUGGAAACUGCCAAAUCCACCUGCUAUGCCUGCAGGCUCUUCCAGACCAGCACAGAGCUGCUGGAGCUGACGGUGAAAACAGUGGGUGAGAGUGAAAGGAAGGAGGAUCGGCUCCAUGAGCUGCUGAUGGAGUACCAUAAAAAGCUGAUUCAGGAUGUUCCCAAAAACCGGGGAGGCCUGAAGAGAAGCUGGACGUUGACCCAAGAAUAUGGCCUGAUCAUAGAUGGCUCGACACUGUCACUGAUACUCAACCCUUCUCAGGACUCCAGUUCUAGUAACUACAAAACCAUAUUUCUACAAAUCUGCUUGAAGUGCACUGCAGUCCUCUGCUGCAGGAUGGCCCCUUUGCAGAAAGCACAGAUCGUGCGAAUGGUGAAGAACACAAAAGGGAGCCCCAUAACACUCUCCAUAGGGGAUGGUGCAAAUGAUGUUAGUAUGAUUUUGGAAGCACAUGUUGGAAUAGGUAUAAAAGGCAAAGAAGGACGACAGGCUUCCAGAAACAGCGACUAUGCUGUGCCAAAGUUCAAACAUUUAAGAAAAUUGCUACUAGCACAUGGGCAUUUAUAUUAUGUGAGAAUAGCACACCUUGUACAGUAUUUCUUCUAUAAGAACCUUUGCUUCAUUUUACCACAGUUUUUAUACCAGUUCUUCUGUGGAUUCUCACAGCAGCCACUGUAUGAUGCUGCUUACCUUACCAUGUACAACAUCUGCUUCACAUCACUGCCUAUCCUGGCUUACAGCCUCCUGGAGCAGCACAUCAGCAUCGACACGCUGACCUCAGAUCCUCAGCUCUACAUGAAGGUUUCAGACAAUGCAAUGCUGCAGUGGAGGCCAUUCCUCUACUGGACCUUUCUGGGCGCCUUUGAAGGACUCGUGUUUUUCUUUGGGGUUUAUUUUCUUUUUCAAAAUUCAUCACUGGAAGAUAAUGGAAAGGUUUUUGGGAAUUGGACCUUUGGGACGAUUGUUUUCACCGUGCUGGUGUUCACCGUCACGCUGAAGCUGGCAUUAGAUACCAGAUUCUGGACAUGGAUGAACCACUUCGUGAUUUGGGGCUCUCUUGCCUUCUAUGUGUUUUUCUCGUUCUUUUGGGGAGGAGUUAUUUGGCCUUUCUUGAAGCAGCAAAGAAUGUAUUUUGUAUUUGCCCACAUGCUGACUUCUGUUUCCACGUGGCUGGCAAUAAUUCUCCUGAUCUUUAUCAGCCUUUUCCCAGAAAUUCUUCUAAUAGUUUUAAAAAAUAUAAAAGAGAAAAAUCAUCAGACUGGCCCCUUUGAUCUGCCUAUGUUAGUCUCAUACAAACGUAUAGAGAAUGGUUAUGUGAAGACUGAAGAUGCUGUUACUAAUUUGGCAGAACAAUGUCCUCUCAGGAUACUUUAAAGUGCUCCAUACAAACACUGCAUAUUGUCAUGCUGUGGGAAAGAAACGUGGUGUUAACCUACCAGUUCUCUUUAAUAUUACCAAGUACAGGAAGCAGCCAUGCUGAUAAGGCAGUAGCCAGGGCACUGGCCCCACGGUACCUGUUUGUCUUUGGUCUUGUGGCUUCCCCACCCCCUAAAAAAAAUUCUGCCAAAUCAAGUCUAUGUCGUUGGAGGCCGAGAAAACAUCUUUAGGAAUUCAUCCAAAACAGCAUGAUUGGAAGUGCAAGACAGCAAUGCCAGCCCUAUGUCACACGGGGGCUUCCUCUGCCUGCUGCAGAUCUGUCCGAGAGCAGCAGAGAGCUGCUGGAGUCUCUUGCUCUGCCUGACCAAAGAAGUAGCACAGACUUUAAAGCCGAGAACAGCCCCCUCUGGCUCCCUGGAGGCGCUGGGGAGAGUCACAGAAGCUGGAUGCAGCCCUGUGAGCAUCUCUCCUGGUGUGGGGCUGUGAGCCCUGAGCAGGGGCUGCCCCCUUCCAGCGGUGGGUUCCCUGGUGCACGUGGCAGAAAUACUUGAAAAUUUGUGGGAAAUCUUCGCUGAUGGUGCAAAGGCUCCAGUCCCUGAUCCGUUCUCUGGGUCCUGGUUUGUGCUCCAUCCACACGGUGGUAUCCAUGUGGAGACCUGCAGGGCUGGGAAGCACCUGAGCAUCCUCCCGGGGCCAGUUUGCUGAUGGGCCUAUUCCUGAUGGAGAGUGAGGAAAAGGUCAUUUUCCCUCGUGUUGUGGCUGCUCGUGAUGGAAGGCAGCUUUUGGGGGGGGGGAGAGGAUCUCGGGGCUGUGCCAGGCUCACAGCUGUUCUGCCCAGGCUGUGCUCAUGUUGCUGCACUGAGCAGUUGCUUCAACACUUUAAAGGCCUGAGAGACAGCACGGUCCUUGGACAAUCCCAGGGACAUGGGAUGUGUCUCUGAACCUGCAGGCAUAGAGAACUGCAUCUUGAGUUAUUUGCACUAAGAAAAUAAGCUGGUUUAAGAAUAGAAGGAAUACCUGAACCUGAUUUCAUUUUACAUUUUUAUUUGGUUUUUAAAUUGGCAUGUUCUUUUUAAAUCUACCUGUGCCAUGGUCAUCAGAACUUUUCUUCUUAAGCUACACACCGCACAGGUGAGAUGCCUGAUGCUCGAUUUUAAUUCUCUGAUACUUUGUAUGUGGAAAAAGCAGCUUUUUUGUUGUUGUUGCAUUAAGUCCUAAGCAGUGACAGAGCACCAUGUGCCACCACUGUUUGGUGUGAAGGUCCCUCCUGGUGCUGACUGUCCUGGCACUCUGCAGAGGAGCUGCUAUGAGAAACACUCAAGUUUCAUCCCAGAAGUAACAAGUUUUACCUUCUAUGCUGCGGCUGGGUCUGGCUCAUGCUCAACCAGGCUUUGUGUCACUUCCAUGCAAAGAAACAAUUUGGGACUAGAUGGAACAUUCCCUUCAUCAAACUUCACUACCAGCAGACUAUUAAUCUUCAGAAGAAUCGAGUCUUGCACCCUGGCUGCCACCCCUGAGGUCCUUCCUUGACUCUGGUGGAAGCGGGAUGCGGAUCAGCUGCAGGUGAAUUCUGGUGUGUAUGAGAAGGACUUUCCAGUGGGCUUUUACCCGAGUGGGAAAGGGGUGUGCACAGUCCCUGAGGCUGCUCUGAAAUUGCCCAGUGUGUGGGAGGGAGGAGACGUAUGGACAGGACCACUGUAUUAUACACACUGCACUGGCCUCCUUGCAAGUGGUGUUCGUUAGCAACCGCGGUUUGACUCCUUGCUGCAUGCAAGUAAGGAGCUGCACCUCCAGCAUGUGUCCCAUGGGCAAAGCUCUUUCCUUUUUUCUUUUUUUUUCCUUUUUAUAGUUCGUUUCAUGGACCUGAAAUUCAACUUGCAGACCUUGUCCCAUUCUCAACUUUUCUUGCUAAAAUAUGGUGCCUACAGAUCAAGUAUGUGAUGAAUACAAUGAAGAUUCUCUAUGCCAAAUCUAACCUUUCUCCUUAAAUAUACAUUUGCUGACUUGUGUUUACAUAACCUUCAAAAUGCAGGCACUGAAAUGCCUAAUUCCUGUGAUUCCAACCCAUUCCAAGCCCAAAUGGUCCCAAGCCUGACACCUUGCUUCUCCGUUUGUGUUGUGUUGUUCUCUACUCCUAGGGUCAAAGUCUGUUGCUAUGAAAUGCAGCUGGAGGUUUUGCUGGUGACAUUAGUAGGAACAGAGGGACUCUUGCCAUGUAUGUGUGAACUGUCUGAAAAAAGCCACUUAAACAGGUUAAUUUCUGCAGCCUGUUGUAAGGUGGAGCCUUCUGAGAAUCAAAUCUUUCUCUUCCUGUUUCCAAGUGUCCUGUCUCAGGAUGGCGCAACCCAUUGAAAUAGCUGUACUUUCAAACCCAAGGCAUGUGUGCUGGCAAGCAAGUGGGAAUGAAUAUAAAAUGGCUGGAAUAGCAGCUCUCUGGGGAAAACAGAGAUUUUCUUGGGCUUGGAUCUUCAGCUAGUGCAGUUGGUGUAGUGCUGAGGCUGCUGGGACAACCGGGCUGCCCUGGACCAGCAGAAGAGCUGAUGCUUGUCAUUCAGCAAUGACAGAAGUGAAAUUCCUAUUGCUCUGGAUAACUUGUGAAAUCAGGAGAAACAGGAGCCCCUCUUAGGGGUUAGAGGAGGGAAGCAAAAGCAGUGGUAGUGGCUGCAGGGUGUCAGCUGAAGAGGCAGUAAUCCGACAGCGAUGCUGUGAUUGUUCACGUCCCCGCAAUGUUACAGUGCUCAUUACUGAGCUAAAAGGUCAGUACAGGCUUAUCGGUGGAAAACUUGAAGAAAAACAAGGCUGGGUUCUUUUUUCUGCAUAAUUCAUUGAAGUUUAAUCACUGACUAGUGACACUGAAAGAUAAGAAAAGUAAUUAAGAUUCCCUCUAAAUCUGUCAGGUGAUAACGGAGGAACUUGGUGUAGUCAUCGCUACUUUGAAAAAGCUAAUCCUAAUCAUUAUUAUAAAUGACUUGGAAUUGCAUCAAAGCUUAAAAUUAAAUUUGUAUAAAUACAGUUGAAAAACUUACCUAAUACUGUACCAUUUAGCCAAUUUCCCAGCUAAGUUUUUUUUUUUUAAAAAAAACCAUGUAGUAUAUAGAAAGUGUAAAUUAUAUACAGGCAAUGAGAAAAUGCAUUUUCAGCUUCUUGCAAAAAAAAAAAAUAAAAAGGACUGCAACCUUACUUUUUUUUUCACUUAAAUGCAAUUUUAUACAUUUAUGUUGCUUUAUAUAAGGAAAAUGAAUGUGAAUGUUACCUUUUAUGAAUGCAACUUGCUCUUUUUUCAUUACAGAAACUUUUGUUUGAAGUAAUCAAUAAACUUUGGUAUGUUGUUCUGAUUCAUA
Molecule: messenger RNA, 6894 nt
Organism: Apus apus (common swift)
Lineage: Eukaryota; Metazoa; Chordata; Aves; Apodiformes; Apodidae
Gene: ATP11C
Product: ATPase phospholipid transporting 11C
Exons: 29
Coding region: 95-3550 (1151 amino acids)
Biological process (GO): phospholipid translocation
Cellular component (GO): plasma membrane; trans-Golgi network; endoplasmic reticulum
Molecular function (GO): ATP binding; magnesium ion binding; ATPase-coupled intramembrane lipid carrier activity
Source: RefSeq, a predicted model, not a curated record